Molecule: messenger RNA, 6353 nt
Organism: Osmerus eperlanus (European smelt)
Lineage: Eukaryota; Metazoa; Chordata; Actinopteri; Osmeriformes; Osmeridae
Gene: amot
Product: angiomotin
Exons: 18
Coding region: 101-3586 (1161 amino acids)
Biological process (GO): regulation of cell migration; hippo signaling; angiogenesis
Cellular component (GO): cytoplasmic vesicle; plasma membrane; lamellipodium
Molecular function (GO): protein binding; signaling receptor activity
Source: RefSeq, a predicted model, not a curated record
GCUUCUCACCUCAUCAACGCGUGGCAAAUAAUGGACUUUUUACCACAAAUUCGGGUAAGUCGCAGCGGUUAAAAGCUAAAGAAAGACGAAUUAAGUCACAAUGAUCUCAGUCGAGCUCUGGAGCGCGGAGGAGGUGGCGGGAUGGAUACAUCAUAUCGGCCUUCCCGAAUUCGCAAAAAGCUUUCUCGAAAACUCAGUCUCAGGUCUUGGUCUCCUGGAAGUCAGUGAUUCAAUGCUGGAGUGGCUGGGUCUGAGGGAGGUGGAGCAGCGCCUGUACGUGUUAGAGCGUCUGGAGGAGCUGGUCACCCUACAGGACGAGGCCACGCCCACGCCGCCCCCCCCGCCCGCCCCCCACCCCCCCUCCACGCCCCAGCAGCAUGAGCACAGCCCACUGACCCCACCCACGGAGCAGGCGGAGAGCACCAACACAGCGUUUGUGUCGGCGGAGGGCGAGUCAGAGAGAGAAGAGUUUGUGGAGGAGAAGCAGGAAGUAAGAUCUGAAAUGUUUCGGAAAAAAGCUUCGUCCUCGCUGCGAAUGAAAAGGAUUUCAGACAGCCAUAGAUGGAGCAUCGACCGUGGACGUAGCUCCUCCUUCCAUGAGGUGCGCGCCCAGCAGCAGGGUGGGGCUGACAUGAGGGCGGCGGCCGAGGACAACGCCCCUGGCGGCGGCGGCGGCGGCGGCGGCAACAGCAGCACCGUGCUCCAGCGCCUCCUACAGGAGCAGAUGCGCUAUGGCGAGGGACGCAACUACCUGGCUCUACAACAACAACAGCAACAACAACAACAACAACAACAGCAGCAACAACAACAACAACAACAACAACAACAACAGCAGCAAGGGGGGUACGGCGGCCAGGGACCUGCAGACGACCACUCCAUGACCCCCCACAUCGCCCGGCAGGAACCCCAGGGACAGGAGCUGCAGACGGACAACGGCAUGGAGAAGCUGGGCUCUUCUCGUGGGGGUGGAGACAGCGUCGGAGGGGGCAGCGGGCAGGGGCCCAACCCGGAGGACCUCCCCUCCUACGAGGAAGCCAAGGUCCAGUCUCAGUACUACCGGGGGCACCAGCCCCCGCCGCCCCAGCAGCAGCAGCUUCCUGGCUCCGUCGGCGCCGCCUUCUACGUGACGGGAGUCACCAACGCCAAGGUGCGUACGGAGGGGCGGCCCACGGUGCAGCGGGUGAGCGGCCCGGGUAAGGUGCACCAGGACGACGGGCUGAAGGACCUGAAGCAGGGUCACGUCCGCUCCCUCAGCGAGCGCCUCAUGCAGCUGUCGCUCGCCACCAGCGGCGUCAAGGCCCACGCCCCCGUCACCUCCGCCCCCCUCUCCCCCCAGCUGCCCCCCCCCGGGCCCCCGGGGGACUACUACAAGCCCCAGGGGCAACACCGCGGACCCCCACCAGACUACCCCUUCAAGGGCAUGGGCUCCCCCCCCAAGCAAGAGCCGGGGCUGGGGGGCCUCUACUACCAGGAGCAGCGGCCCAGGGAGCACAGCAGGGAGAUGCCACACGUGAGGUACCAGCCUCCUCCAGAGUACGGCUCCUUCAGGUCCAAUAAGGAUGGCUCAGUCCACUCCCAGAGAUCCGCCCACCACCAUAGCCCCACCUCCUCCGUCACCUCCGUGGGGUCGCUGUCCCGCGCCCAGUCCUCCACCCUCUCCAGCCUGCUCAGCGCCUCCCACCCCCAACCGCAGGCCGAGGCCUACCCCCCCAUGGGCCCCCGCAACCACCAGGGCCCGGGAGCCCACCAGGGGGACCCCUACGGCCAGGGGCCCACGCACCACCAACCCCAAAGGGGCCACGGCUUUCCCUACGACUCCUACGGAUCCACCUCCAGGAUGCACCAGCAGCACCACCAGCAGCAGCAACAACAACACCAUCAUCAUCAACAACAACAACAACAACAUCAAUACCAACAACAGCAACAACAACAACAGCAGCAACAGCAGCAACAGCAUUACCAGGGGCUGCCCCCAGGGCACUACCCCCACCCCCACCUGCAGGGGGAGCCGUACGGCAUGAUGGAGCGCGCUCAGCAGAUGGUCGACAGGCUGUCGGAGGAGAACAGGAUGCUCAAGCAGGAGAUGGAGGUGUGCCGAGACAAGGUGGCCAAGCUACAGAAGCUGGAAACAGAGAUCCAACUGGUGUCAGAGGCCUAUGAGAGUCUGGCCAAGUCCUCAUCUAAGAGGGAGUCUCUGGAGAAGACCAUGAGGAACAAGCUGGAGCUUGAGCUGCGACGACUGCACGACUUCAACAGAGACCUGCGAGAGCGAAUGGAGACGGCCAAUAAGCAGCUUGCUGCCAGAGAGUGUGAGGGUUCUGAGGACAACCGCAAGACCAUCUCUCAGCUGCUGGUUCAGAACAAGGAGACGGUGCGCGAGAGGGAGAAGCUGGAGAUCGAACUGAACGCCCUACGCUCCACCACCGAGGAUCAGAGACGACACAUCGAGAUCCGAGAUCAGGCGCUCAACAACGCCCAGGCCAAAGUAGUCAAACUGGAGGAGGAGCUGAAGAAGAAGCAGGUGUACGUGGAGAAGGUGGAGCGCAUGCAGCAGGCGCUGGCUCAGCUGCAGGCUGCGUGUGACAAGAGAGAGCAGCUGGAGCAGAGACUCCGCACACGCCUGGAGAGAGAGCUGGAGGCCCUACGCAUGCAGCAGCGGCAGGGCGGGGCUCAGAGCGUCGGAGGAGGCGGGGCCUCGGAGUACAACGCCACGGCCCUGAUGGAGCACCUGAGGGAGAAGGAGGAGAGGAUCCUGGCGCUGGAGGCCGACAUGACCAAGUGGGAGCAGAAGUACCUGGAGGAGAGCGUCAUGAGGCAGUUCGCCCUGGACGCUGCCGCCUCUGUCGCCACCCAGAGGGAUACAUCGUCGGUGAUUAGCCACUCCCCCAGCAACAGCUAUGACACAUCUGUGGAGGCCCGCAUCCAGAAAGAGGAAGAGGAGAUCCUCAUGGCCAACAGACGCUGUGUGGACAUGGAGAGCAGGAUAAAGAACCUGCACGCCCAGAUCAUAGAGAAGGAUGCCAUGAUCAAGGUGCUCCACCAGCGCUCCAGGAAGGACCCCAGCAAGUCUGACGCCCCGGCCACCAUGAGACCCUCCAAGUCCCUCAUGUCCAUCGCCAACACGGGCGGCUCCAGCCUGCUGUCCCACAGCCUGGGCCUUAGCUCCUCCCCCAUCACAGAGGAACGCAAGGACACCAGCUGGAAGGGCAGUCUGGGCCUCCUGCUGAGCCCAGAGUACCGCAUGGACUCCCUCAGGACGGACUCCAUCUCCUCCUCGCCCUCCCCUGUCCUGCCCUCCAGCCCCAUGACUGCCGGGCACUCCAAGAGUGGAAGCCGGGACAGCUGCACCCAGACGGACAAGGGCCAGGCCCCAGAGGGGACCAAGGCCAGCCCUCCUGCCCCGCAGAGCAUCACCCUGCCCAGCCGCCUCUCCAGCCCCAGCCCCGUAUACAUCCCCGACCGCAUAGCAGACGUUCCAGUGUUCCAUUCCAGCACCCUAGAGAGGCGCGCCCCGUUCCAGCCCCACGCCCCGCCCCCUGCCGCCCAACAGGAAGUCGACAACGACAUGGUGGAGAUCCUCAUCUGACCUCUGACCCCUUGACCCCCUGACCUCCGGCAGGCCACAGGACAGGAGGGGAGAGUGUGUGCCUGGACACACACGCACACACACUUUCUAAAUAGGUGAAGGAUUCUGUUGUUUUUUUGUUUUGGUGUCGAGCUCGCGGGGUGGGGAACUGAGAUGGUGUUUGGAUGCACUAUGUAUUUCUCAUGAGAAACACCAUGUUCAGUCCUGUUUCAGUCCGCCUACUCCUGCGCAGUAUUGCUGAGGGCUACUGGCUAACAAGCACCAUGUGGACCAAAUGUUUUGGUUAACAUUCAUUGCAUUUAUUGCACUACUUAUUAUUAUUUUUUUUAAUCUUUUUUUUUUUACUUAAAGUGUGAUGUAGUUAUUCUAUUUAUGUUUAGUAGUACGUUCAUUAUUUACCAACGUUAGACGAGGCACUUGGGUAGUCAAAAGUGAUAUUGUGUGUGAAUUACAAAACAAUCCUAUAACCUGUAAAUACUGUAUUUAGAAAACAGCAGUAGUAGUAUUAGUAUUACUAGUGUAUUACUGAACUGAACCCAUGUGGGCAUUAGAAUGCCUAUUCAGUUCCAGGGCACUGGACUCAGAGUACCACAAUGCACUGCUUUUCAAUCGGGGUCUCCCAAGGUUCCCCUGGAGCUCAGGGGCUCCAGGAAGUAGAUGGAGAGGAGCCUAAAUAUUGGACAUUCACAACAAUGGAUGGCCAGAAUUAAAUUAGUGAAGAAAUUAGUUGCUCGGUUAGGUUCUCGGAUUAAGACAACCUUCUGUCUUUUCUAUUGUGUCAGCUCUUUCAUGUUUAAGACAGAGAGAGAGAGAGAGAGAGAGAGAGAGAGAGAGAGAGAGAGAGAGAGAGAGAGAGACUGAGAGAUCAGAUAUCUGGUGUUUCAGGAAGCUGUGUGUCCCCCUACUGGCUGGGGUGUGUUACUGCAGGAGUUGUAGUGAGGCAGCUUGGCUGCUCAGUGCGCCUGUGAAGUCAACCAGUGCCUCUGUUUGCAUAGCCGCACAUGACUUCCUCGGGGUGACCUAACCUGGCUUGGCAGGUGUAAUCAGACCAGCGUACAUGCAACUGUCACCACAUUCUGUCUGGUCAGAUCAGUGAUUUCUCCAAGGAUGGAAGCGGUAUGGUGGUCUUAGCUGACGGUUCUAGCUGGGACUAGGUGGGUAACUGGUUGUCCUAAAUUCCAGUGUAGCCAUCUUUAGUGUCCUGUGGUGUUUUUUUUCCCUUGUAGACUGCUUCAAAUGAUAUCCUGACUCCAAAAGUCUGUUUGAAUUGACCUCGGUUUUUCUACAUGGAUCAGAUUGUCAUCAACGACUCUCGUCGACAGCCAACAGAGCCCCUCCCCCCCCCCCCCUACAGCCAACCAUUGCCUUGGUAACCAUAGUCCAAUCAUACAGGCUAUAGUAGGUAGUAGUGUGAAAGUGUGUUCUCAAAGCCAAAUACAUGGGACCAAAGAAGCCAUCCCCCCUUCCCUCCUCCUCCUCCACACACACAUCAGCUGAUCUGACGACCAGCUCUGCGUGUGUGUGUUAUAUGUCAUGUGAUCUGAACUUCUAAGUGUGCGUGGUUGUGGUCUGGUCGGAGGCCAGCUGUGUUCAAGCCAGCGGCGUCCCCACGGCGACCGGACACGACACAGAAGCCCGGUGUGAGCGAGCGGGUGCACACUUCUGUCGUGGCGGAACUCCGGAGCGGUCGGAACACUCGUUACCACGGCAACCCUCCGUGUUCCGGAAGGCCUGACGGGGACCUCCAAGCACAUAGAUGCGUUCAGUGUUACUAUCACGAGACUCUUCCUUUUUUUGGGGGGGGGGGGUCACAUGUUUGGUGUAACAUUGAUAAUGGGCCUUGGGGGUGGAAGACUCUAACUCUUAAGAUGUGACUGAAUGCUUUAUAUAUGUGUAAAAUAUACAUGCUGUAUUCUAGCUCUUUUUCAGUAGUUACUUCAGUGACAUUUCAAAAGGUCAACGUACGUCUUCGCGUGUAGCGUUUGAGCAUGAAAUGCUCUCCUUCUUGACUGACAAUCCUAGCUCGACAUUUCCAUACAAUCAGCUCCAGAUGUCUGUAUAGAUGCCGUUUCCGUUGACUUAGUCAAACUCUUUACAAGGAGAGUGGACCUUGAAGCUGCGCUGAUGUUCAGUGCGGAUGGCACCCUGCUCUCCUGUGUCCCAGCUGGGCCUCCGUCCUUCCUGGCUCAUCUUCACUCCACGUCACGAGGUCCUCUGGGUCCUUACCAGAUAAAGAACUACAACUACCACGUUCCUACUCACGCAAAGAACUACAAGGACCAUUGGACAGUCUGUUAGUGUCACCCAGUGCCCACAGAAGCACCAGCUAGCACACCUGCCUUAAGGAGCGUAUAAGGACAGAUCAGACAAGUGUGGUAUUAACUUAAGUAGUUGAGAAUACAGAGUGGAAUGUUGGACGUUACCAUGACUACAACAGAAUGUUGGUAACAAAAAAUACCAAUCUGAAUAUCUGAAUAACCAGCUCUUGUUUAAUAAUUCCAGUGCUUUCCUACACAGUCUGUAUAAUAGAUGCUGCUUGAUAAGGUUAUCGUUACUGUACAAUCACAAAUCAUGUUGAAUUAAAUUGCAUUAAUCAUAAUCAAGUAUUCGUUUUUUUUACAACGUUCAUCUCAUGCUGUUUAACAUCUGUGUGUUUAAAUGUGCCCCUUCUGACGGUGGCCAAAAUUACAGACAACUCCAAAUGUAGCGAGUUUACAUGUUUUAGUCAUAAUUUAAUUAUUUUGUUAAUAAACACAAUGACACAUUU